Messenger RNA from Gregarina niphandrodes, 2106 nucleotides. RefSeq names its product putative transmembrane protein. Gene Ontology annotation, molecular function: transmembrane transporter activity. The coding region runs from base 1 to 2106 and encodes 701 amino acids. Lineage: Eukaryota; Apicomplexa; Conoidasida; Eugregarinorida; Gregarinidae. The record is from RefSeq and is a predicted model, not a curated record. The transcript is spliced from 4 exons. Gene Ontology annotation, cellular component: F-actin capping protein complex; intracellular membrane-bounded organelle; membrane. Gene Ontology annotation, biological process: barbed-end actin filament capping; transmembrane transport.
AUGGAGGAGCUUGCCACCGCUUUGCUUUGGCAAUUACCUGGUGACAGCGCAUUUGAUGAUAUCACUCAAUUCGGACAAUUAUGUCCCCCAUUGGGAGAUGAGGUACUUAUCAGACUGCAACGACCAAAUCUCCUGAUCAAAGACAGCAGUGCUCAACCACCAUGUCAUUUCGUGGCGAAUGACCACUGCAAAGCUGCUGGAGCAUACAAGUCACCUCUAUCUGACAAUUGGAUCAAAGCAGACGGUACAAUUGUCUCUACAAAUGACCUACCAGCAGGCGUUCUUCGACUUGAAGAAUCUGAUUCUACCAUUGAAUUCCGCGCAAGGCUUCGUGAUGAGAUGAAACAGUUCUAUACUACACAUUACCCUUCAGCCCAUCAUUCGGAAUAUAUGUGGGCUGUUAGUACUAAUAGAUAUGCAGUUACAGUCCUAACUAAAGCGUUUCAUAACUUGCCAGUUAAGGAAGAGGGAGUUCAUAUGCAUUGUGAGAUCGACUUGAUACAAUCUAUGGCUAUAUUCGUUGGACCGACUACAGUUCAUCAACUCAAGACUAUCGGGUACAUAACCAUGGUAUCUAAGACACCUGCAGGCGUCAUGAAGGUCACUGGUAAAGCCAUACACAAAAGUGAUAAUGCCGAGUACAUUCAUAAGUCGGUCAUAUCAUAUAUGUUUGUUGCAAUAGCCAUCCAGAAGUUCCAAGAAAGCAUUGCCCGUAUACUAGACAAAUUGGUUACCAAAAUCCCAAAGGCAGCGAUGAAGGAUCUGAAUACUCUCAGGUUAUGGAGCAUGCAUGAUGUUGACAUAAAUACUGAUAUUCAGUCUCUAUUAAACAAAGCUGAGGUCAUAUCAGAAGUGUUUCGUAAUUUGUUCAGAUCUAUUAUGGUGUUCAUAUUACGGACGUACCCAUCAUGGAUUAAGUGGCUAUGUGCUAUAAUGACUAUUGUUGCGGGUGUGUUCUGUUCUAUAGUGUUCAAAUGGCAGAAUAAGAUAGAUGUGAAAUAUUGUGAUUCGUGUGAGACUCAGAAGUUUGAAGGUGCUUUAUAUCAGACUCAGCAAAUGUUUAUUGGUGAGAGUUUGUCCUUACCAUUGUACUAUUUGGAUGCCUGGUUUUCGGGGCAGAAGAACAAGGCUCCUAUGUUUGAUUUUGCGAAGAGUGCAGAUAUUUACGAUAAGCCAAUAGGUCCCUUUUGGUAUUGGCCGAUAUGCAGUGCGUUUGAUUUUACGGCGACGUUGAUGAUUAUGACAAGUCUGCAGAUUACGUAUGCUGCUACGGUGCAGAUGUUGCGUAAUUUUAUGGUCGUAUUAACGGCGAUUCUACAGCCUGCUAUGUUACGUAAGGCUGUACGUAUACAUGAAUGGCUUGGUGUAUUUGUGAUUACUAUUGCCAUGGUUCUCACUGCUGUCCCCGCCUUCUUGUCCCCCGACGAUAGCGGGAACACGGACACCGGCAAGGUCGUACUUGGAAUCGUCCUCGCCAUUGUCGGUACAAGUGUGCAAUCUGUUCAACUGUUGCUCGAAGAAUGGUUCCUUCGCAAAAAACGCAGCUCGCCACUCCGCUGUGUCGGAUGGGAAGGCAUUGGAGGCCUAGUAUACUCAUUCAUCGCCUGGCCGAUCUACCAAAAGAUCGGCACUGAGGACGUCACCGGCUCCUGGUACGCUUCUAUACACUCCGGUGCCAUCUCAGGCAUCACUAUUGUCUACCUGCCCAUGGCCGCCGUUUUCAACAUCGCUGGUCUAGCCACAACCCUACUCGGCAGCGGCUUACUUCGAGGUGUAUGCUUCGCAGUUCGAUCACCCCUUACCUGGAUCAUUUCCCUAAUCGUCAAGUGGCAAGAUUACGAAAAUUAUUCACUAGCCUCCGCUCUCACCUUCUGCGUUGGCUUCGCUCUCUACAUCAACCUCAUCGGCUUCCCACACGGACAUCCCGUCCACAGAUGGAUGUCCAAACCCGUUCCAUGUUUCUGCACAAACCCCGAACUCGAUGAGCCCUACGACAUCGAAGACUCAGAAAAUCCAGCACUCGCAGACAUAGAAGCUGCCGCCGCCGGCAGUCCAUCCUUCUUCGGCGGUCGAAGCGGAUCACACUACGCUCAUUCAGAGGUCUAG